Messenger RNA from Micromonas commoda, 2241 nucleotides. RefSeq names its product glycogen synthase kinase 3 (gene GSK3). The record is from RefSeq and is a predicted model, not a curated record. Bases 176 to 1354 code for a protein of 392 amino acids. The transcript is spliced from 3 exons. Gene Ontology annotation, molecular function: ATP binding; protein serine/threonine kinase activity. Lineage: Eukaryota; Viridiplantae; Chlorophyta; Mamiellophyceae; Mamiellales; Mamiellaceae. Gene Ontology annotation, cellular component: cytoplasm. Gene Ontology annotation, biological process: signal transduction; protein phosphorylation.
CGCGCUCAACGCGGCGCGAGAACGCGUCUGGACUUCGCGCCGUCUCGCGACGACACCCGCACAGCCUCGAGUGAUCGGGCGGGGACGCACAAGGGGACUAAUCAGGCGCCCGACGCGCUGAACGGCGAAGGGCUCGUCUAGGUCGAACGGUUCACGGCGCGGGUCGCCGGGGACGAUGGCGGAUAAGGCGGCGCAGGACAUGCAGGCGAUGAAACUUCGCGACAGGAGCGAGGAGAGCGCCAGGGAGGAGGUUUACGAGGCUAUCCACAUAGACGGAAACCCGAACGAGAGCGGUCACACCGUCACCACCGGCGUUCCGAGCAACGCGAGCGCGCCGCGCAAAUCUUACGAGACUGUCAAGGUUGUCGGCAACGGGUCCUUCGGCGUGGUGUUCCAGGCGACGUGCGUGGAGACUGGGGACGUCGUCGCGAUCAAGAAGGUGCUGCAGGAUAAGCGUUUCAAGAACCGCGAGCUGCAGAUCAUGCGCGUCCUGGACCACCCGAACAUCGUCCGCCUGAAGCACUGCUUCUACAGCACGAACGAGAAGGAGGAGGUGUACCUGAACCUCGUGCUCGAGUUUGUGCCGGAUACCGUGUACCGGCUGAGCAAGAUGUACUCGAAGUCGGCGCAACGGAUGCCUGACGUGCUGGUGAAGCUGUACACGUACCAGAUGGCCAGGGCGCUGGCCAACAUCCACAGCGGCGGGGUUUGUCACCGCGACAUCAAGCCCCAGAACCUGCUGGUGGACACGCGGACGCACCAGCUCAAGCUCUGCGACUUUGGCAGCGCGAAGAUUCUCGUCAGGACGGAGCCCAACAUCUCCUACAUCUGCUCGCGAUACUACCGCGCCCCCGAGCUCAUCUUCGGCGCCACGGAGUACACCACCGCCAUCGACAUAUGGUCCCUGGGGUGCGUCAUGGCUGAGCUGCUCCUGGGCCAGCCGCUGUUCCCGGGCGAAUCUGGCGUCGAUCAGUUGGUCGAGAUCAUCAAAGUCCUCGGGACGCCCACGCGAGAGGAGAUUCACUCGAUGAACCCCAACUACACCGAGUUUAAGUUUCCGCAGAUCAAGGCGCACCCGUGGAGCAAAGUCUUUCACAAGCGUUUGAAAGACGAGGCGUUGGACCUCAUCUCCCACCUGCUCGUGUACUCGCCCGACGUGCGGUUCGGGGGGUUGGAGAUUUGCUGCCACCGCUACUUCGACGACUUAAGGGAUCCCGCGGCGAGGACCCCGGACGGGAAACCUCUGCCGCCGCUGUUCGACUUCACCGAGGACGAGUUGAGGGCGUGCACGCCGGAGAUGCGCGCGAGGCUCGUCCCGGAGUGGUACAGGGGGGAAGGGGCGGGCGCCGCGUGAGCACGGGAGGUUGGCGGAUGAAGGCGAGCGCAACCUCAAAAACUCUUAGUCGACAACUACUUAGGCGGGGAUUUAGCGGGUGGGCGGGGCGGGGGGGAGACGCGGCGGGUACCGACGGAUGGUCGACGCGCCGCCGCGUAGGAUGGGACAAACGGAGAGAGAGGUGCGAGCGGCGACGGAGGCUCUGUACUACUGUAAAGAAUGAGACCCCCGCGGCGGGGCGUCCGCUUUCACGAUCGUUGACGCUUUGCGCUCGUCAGCACUCGCCGCAGUCGACGAUCUUCGCCCUGCCGUCCGCGACGGUCAUGAGCCGCAGAGUCUCCCAACUCGUCUCGUCCACGCACCGCCCGAUGACCAUGGUAUUCGUGAGCAGCCGCUGCUUCAGCGAACCAGGGGACUCGCCCACCCUGACCACCGCGAAUCGGCUCGACCCGAACCCCGGUCCCGAGAUCGGCACGACGAGCACGACGCUCCUCUCGUCUUCCGUCAGGUCCACGGGCUCGCCGUAGUACACUCCGCCGCCGGCGCCCGGGGUGCCGUUUCGCGUGGCGCUCAUCGCGUCCCUCUCCACGAAUUUGCCGACGCCGCCGUACACGUGCUUGCCGUUGCCCUUGCACGUGUAGGUGUACUUGCCCGAGUACGGCUCGAACGAGCACCCUUUGUACGUCAGCUUCGGGUCGACGCCCGCGUUUGCGCCGGUGCACAGCGCGAGAAAGUUGGCCACCGUCUUGGGGCACAGGUCGGGGCGGAGGUUGAACGUGAGCCUGCCCGCGGGUUGGCCCUCGAUCUCGAGAUCCAUGAAGGCCCUCUUCUGCGAGGCGAGGGCGAUGGACGCGCGUCGUCGUCGGGCGUUGUUGGUUCUUCUCGCGGGCGAGAGCGGGCGUGUG